Molecule: messenger RNA, 897 nt
Organism: Adelges cooleyi (spruce gall adelgid)
Lineage: Eukaryota; Metazoa; Arthropoda; Insecta; Hemiptera; Adelgidae
Product: GTP-binding protein SAR1a-like
Exons: 6
Coding region: 260-838 (192 amino acids)
Biological process (GO): endoplasmic reticulum to Golgi vesicle-mediated transport; membrane organization; vesicle organization
Cellular component (GO): endoplasmic reticulum exit site; COPII vesicle coat
Molecular function (GO): GTP binding; GTPase activity
Source: RefSeq, a predicted model, not a curated record
UAUCAAAUUAUAAUCACUUUUUCCUGCACCGCACGUCAUACCAUCUUUCAAUGUCUGUGUGACUUCAUCAGUCAUUCAUUCAGUUUUCAGCCGUCAUCCUUUGCCCGUUAUUGGCUAAUCAUACGUUUUCGCAGUAUGAUACGGAGUACAGCCAACAGAACAUCACGAUAGGCAUCACUUACAAUGUCCUUAAUUCAAAUGAACAGUCAAAAUUUGUGACACUAAUUAAAGUUUAUAAUCAAAAGGUAACUGAAAGAAAAUGUUUCUUUGGGAUUGGGUUACAGGUGUCUUGGGGUAUUUAGGAUUAUGGAAAAAAUCAGGAAAAUUACUUUUCCUCGGGUUAGACAAUGCCGGAAAAACUACUCUGUUGCAUAUGCUAAAAGACGACCGUCUAGCUCAACACACACCUACAUUACAUCCAACGUCUGAAGAAUUAUCAGUCGGCAAUAUUAAAUUUACAACGUUCGACUUGGGCGGCCAUUCUCAAGCUCGAAGAGUGUGGAAAGAUUAUUUCCCGGCUGUAGACGCAAUUGUCUUUUUGGUUGACGCAUGCGAUCGAUCCAGAAUAAUGGAGAGCAAAGUAGAGUUGGACUCGCUUUUGCUCGAUGAAUCUUUGUCAAACUGUCCGGUGCUUGUUCUGGGCAAUAAAAUCGACAGACAAGGAGCGAUUACUGAACCCGAAUUGAGAUCUGUUUUUGCUUUGAACCAAACUACAGGAAAGGGACGAGUGGCUCGAACAGAAUUGCCGGGACGUCCGUUAGAAGUUUUUAUGUGUUCGGUUUUAAAACGCCAAGGUUACGGAGAAGGAUUUAGAUGGUUAGCACAAUAUAUCGAUUAAGUCUCAAUCGACUUUGUUUACAUAUAUUUUUCAACAAAUAUAUUUUUAUUUUAAAUUAA